This is a messenger RNA of Triticum dicoccoides, 1650 nucleotides long. RefSeq names its product serine carboxypeptidase II-3-like. Gene Ontology annotation, biological process: proteolysis. Gene Ontology annotation, molecular function: serine-type carboxypeptidase activity. The record is from RefSeq and is a predicted model, not a curated record. The coding region runs from base 25 to 1551 and encodes 508 amino acids. Gene Ontology annotation, cellular component: vacuole. The transcript is spliced from 7 exons. Lineage: Eukaryota; Viridiplantae; Streptophyta; Magnoliopsida; Poales; Poaceae.
GCAGAAGCUGAGAAACAGAGCACCAUGAGGAGGGCCAUGCUGAUGUUGGUUCUGGUGUUGGUGCAAUGCCUCGCGCUGGGCUGCGGCACGGCAGCGGCGGCCAGGGCGCGGCAGGGCGACCACCUGCGCCGGCUACGCCGGUCGUCGUCGCUGGCGGCCGUGGAGGGGCCGAGCAGGGCGACGGCUAGCAGAAGAUCCAGGCCGGUGCCGGCUGCUGAGGUCGGGCGCAAGGAGGCCGACCGCGUGGAGGCGCUGCCCGGGCAGCCGAGCGGCGUGGACUUCGCGCAGUACGCCGGGUACGUGACGGUGGACGCGCCGGCCGGCCGCGCCCUGUUCUACUACCUCGCCGAGGCCGUCGGCGGCAACGGCAACGGCGACGGGUCGUCGUCCAAGGGCAAGCCCCUCCUCCUCUGGCUCAACGGGGGGCCCGGGUGCUCGUCGCUGGGGUACGGCGCCAUGGAGGAGCUCGGCCCGUUCCGCGUCAUGAGCGACGGCAAGACGCUCUACCGCAACCCCUACUCCUGGAACCACGCGGCGAACGUGCUGUUCUUGGAGAGCCCGGCGGGGGUGGGGUACUCGUACUCGAACACGACGGCGGACUACGACCGGAGCGGGGACAACCGGACGGCGGAGGACGCGUACGCUUUCCUGGUCAAUUGGAUGGAGCGCUUCCCCGAGUACAAGGGCCGCGACUUCUACAUCGCCGGCGAGAGCUACGCCGGCCACUUCGCGCCGCAGCUGGCCCACGCCGUCCUCCGCCACGCCUCCCCGGCCAUCAACCUCAAAGGGGUCAUGAUUGGGAACGCGGUGAUCAACGAGGGGACGGACAAGAAGGGCACGUUCGACUUCUACUGGACGCACGCGCUCAUCUCCGACGAGACGGCCGCCGGCGUCAACCAAAACUGCAACUUCACCAAUGGCGCACAGUCGAAUGAUCUCUGCGAGGAAGCCAACGACGAUGUCGUCCAGAGCCUCCGUGACAUCGACAAUUACAACAUCUACGCGCCAAACUGCCAGACGGAAGGGCUCGUCACGCCGCCUAUCACCCCCUCGAUCGAGAGCUUUGAUACGUGCACAAGUAAUUAUGUAGAGGCCUACCUCAACAAGCCAGAUGUUCAAAAGGCGCUCCACGCAAACGUCACCCGCCUCGACCGCCCCUGGUUAGCUUGCAGCGAGGUCUUCACGCGCUGGGUGGACAGCGCCGCAACUGUUUUGCCCAUCAUCCGGGAGCUGAUGAAAAACAACAUCAAAGUCUGGGUGUACAGCGGAGACACCGACGGGAACGUGCCGGUCACCGCCACCAGAUACUCCAUCAACCAGCUCCAGCUCCCCGUGGCUGCGAAAUGGAGGCCCUGGUUCAGCAGUACCAAGGGUGCCGGAGAGGUGGGCGGAUACGUGGUGCAGUACAAGGGCGGCCUCAGCUUGGUGACGGUGAGAGGAGCUGGCCACGAGGUCCCCAGCUACCAGCCGCAGCGAGCGCUUCAGCUUGUCCAGGCCUUCCUCGCAGGCACAACGCUCCCUGACUGCAAGAAAUGCUACUCUAACACAUAGUUUGAAGCAGCAGCUUCAGUGCUUCACAGAUUGUUAGAUUUUACAGUACAAAAUAGUACUAGUACAAGAAAUAAGCAAAGCCCUGUAAUGUUGGAUACA